AUGGAUCACCUGCUGCUGCUGGUGAUGCUACUGGUCUGUAGCUCAGGACUCCAGGCUGAAGGAGAACUCAACUCAACAGGACUCCAGGCUGAAGGAGAACUCAACUCAACAGAGCCUGGUGUUAGGCUGGUGGGAGGAGAGAGUCGCUGUGCAGGAGCUCUGGAGCUGGAACAUCAGGGAGAAUGGAGACCAGUGGAGGGCUACCCUCCCUGGACCCUGAAGGCAGCAGGAGUCGCCUGCAGAGAGCUCGACUGUGGCUCUGCUGUUUCUGUGGGACGGAGAGAGGAGUCCUCAAAGAGAGAUGUGUGGUGGAUCAGACCUAACUGUGCUGAGUCUGGAUCUGCUCUGAGGGAGUGUGCAGCAUCAAGUUACUCUGAACACAUCCUGAAUCUCACCUGCUCAGACUCUGUCAGGCUGCUGGGGGGGACUGCUCUGUGCUCAGGCAGACUGGAGGUGAACUCUGACCCGUCUGACCCGUCCUGGUCCUCAGUGUGUGAGGCUGACUUUGACCAGCAGGAUGCUCAGGUGGUCUGCCGGCAGCUGGGCUGUGGGGCUCCUUCAGUCCUCCAGGGGGCGCUCUAUGGAGAAGGGGAGGCUCCAAUGGGGACCAAAGAGUUCCAGUGUGGAGGCCAUGAGUCUGCUCUCCUGGACUGUAGCUCAGCCUCAGAGAGAAGCACCUGCUCACCUGGCACAGCUGUUAGCCUCACCUGCUCAGAGCCUGGUGGUGUUCAGCUGGUGGGAGGAGAGAGUCGCUGUGCAGGAGCUCUGGAGCUGGAACAUCAGGGAGAAUGGAGACCAGUGGACUUUCACUCUCUCUGGACCCUGAAGGCAGCAGGAGUCGUCUGCAGAGAGCUCGACUGUGGCUCUGCUGUUUCUGUGGGAGAGAGAGAGGAGUCCUCAGAGAGAGAUGUGUGGUGGAUCAGCUCUAACUGUGCUGAGUCUGGAUCUGCUCUGUGGGAGUGUGCAGCAUCACUUUCCUCUAACUUCUUCCUGAAUCUCACCUGCUCAGACUCUGUCAGGCUGCUGGGGGGGACUGCUCUGUGCUCAGGCAGACUGGAGGUGAACUCUGACCCGUCUGACCCGUCCUGGUCCUCAGUGUGUGAGGCUGACUUUGACCAGCAGGAUGCUCAGGUGGUCUGCCGGCAGCUGGGCUGUGGGGCUCCUUCAGUCCUCCAGGGGGCGCUCUAUGGAGAAGGGGAGGCUCCAAUGGGGACCAAAGAGUUCCAGUGUGGAGGCCAUGAGUCUGCUCUCCUGGACUGUAGCUCAGCCUCAGAGAGAAACACCUGCUCACCUGGCACAGCUGUUAGCCUCACCUGCUCAGAGCCUGGUGGUGUUCAGCUGGUGGGAGGAGAGAGUCGCUGUGCAGGAGCUCUGGAGCUGGAACAUCAGGGAGAAUGGAGACCAGUGGGGGCUAUCCCCUGGACCCUGAAGGCAGCAGGAGUCGCCUGCAGAGAGCUCGACUGUGGCUCUGCUGUUUCUGUGAGACGGAGAGAGGAGUCCUCAGAGAGAGAUGUGUGGAGGAUCAGAUCUCUCUGUGUUGAGUCUGGAUCUGCUCUGAGGGAGUGUGCAGCAUCAUAUUCCUCUAACUCCUUCCUGAAUCUCACCUGCUCAG
Gymnodraco acuticeps is the source of this 1612-nucleotide messenger RNA. Its product is annotated as scavenger receptor cysteine-rich type 1 protein M130-like. The record is from RefSeq and is a predicted model, not a curated record. Gene Ontology annotation, cellular component: membrane. Lineage: Eukaryota; Metazoa; Chordata; Actinopteri; Perciformes; Bathydraconidae.